Molecule: messenger RNA, 7697 nt
Organism: Marmota monax (woodchuck)
Lineage: Eukaryota; Metazoa; Chordata; Mammalia; Rodentia; Sciuridae
Gene: Esr2
Product: estrogen receptor 2
Exons: 9
Coding region: 525-2228 (567 amino acids)
Biological process (GO): regulation of DNA-templated transcription; cellular response to estradiol stimulus; estrogen receptor signaling pathway
Cellular component (GO): nucleus
Molecular function (GO): zinc ion binding; nuclear receptor activity; steroid binding
Source: RefSeq, a predicted model, not a curated record
ACUGGUUUAUCUUAUGCUUGUAUGGCUUGAUUUUAGUUUUGUAUUCCCUGUAAAGGAAUACCACCAUUGAACUCAACACAAUUUAUAGUGAAAUAAAAUUAAAAUAUUGUAGAAUAAAUUAUCAUGGUUAAAUAACUACCACAACAAUGAAGCAAUAAAGAAGUAAAUGAGGAUUGGGAGUAUGGCUCAGCAGUAGAGUAUUCACCUACCAUGUGUGAGGCCCUGGGUUCGAUCCUCAGCACCACAUAAAAAUAAAUAAAUAAAAUAAAGAUAGUGUGUCCAACUACAUCUAAAAAAUAAAUAUUAAAAAAAGAAGUAAAUGAAUGAGAGUUUUAUACUUCACAUUCCUACCCCUCUGUAGUUAAUAUUUUCACAUGUAUCUUUUUGGAUGUAUUUGUAAUCCCAUACAAAGGUGUGCAUUUAUAAAAAAUGUUUGAAUAAUUUUUAACAGUUACUUCUAUAGCUCAUAGCCAUAUCUUUUGUUUCUCUUUACAGCCAUUAUACCUGCCUAUGAGUCCUUUAUAAUGUCCCUUUGUGCCUCUUCUCACAAGGAGUUUUCUCAGCUGCUGCCUGUUCAAGACAUGGAUAUCAAAAACUCACCAUCUAGCCUUAACUCUCCUGCCUCCUACAACUGCAGUCAAUCUGUCCUACCCCUGGAGCAUGGCCCCAUAUAUAUCCCUUCCUCCUAUGUAGAGAGCCAUCACGAAUAUUCGGCCAUGACAUUCUAUAGCCCUGCUGUGAUGAAUUACAGUAUUUCUAGCACUUCAGAUAACAAUGAAAGUGGGCUUGGUCAACAGACAGCAAGCCCACAUGUAUUAUGGCCAACUCCUGGGCACCUGUCUCCUUUAGCAAUUCACUGUCAGUCCUCACUUCUGUAUGCAGAGCCUCAAAAGAGUCCUUGGUGUGAAGCAAGAUCACUGGAACACACCUUACCUGUCAACAGAGAGACACUGAAGAGGAAGGUCAGUGUGAACCAUUGCACCAGCCCUGUUACUAGUCCAAGUUCAAAAAGGGAUGCUCACUUCUGUGCGGUCUGCAGCGAUUAUGCGUCUGGAUAUCACUAUGGAGUCUGGUCGUGUGAAGGAUGUAAGGCCUUUUUUAAAAGAAGCAUUCAAGGACAUAAUGAUUAUAUUUGCCCAGCUACAAAUCAGUGUACCAUAGAUAAGAACCGGCGUAAAAGCUGCCAGGCCUGCCGGCUUCGGAAGUGCUAUGAAGUAGGAAUGGUGAAAUGCGGCUCCCGGAGAGAAAGGUGCGGGUAUCACGUGGUGAAACGACAGAGAAGUUCCAGCGAGCAGCUGCACUGCCUGAGCAAAGCCAAGAAAACCGGUGGGCACCUGCCACGAGCCAAGGAGCUGCUGCUGAGUGCCCUGAGCCCCGAGCAGCUGGUGCUCACCCUCCUCGAGGCGGAGCCACCCAAUGUGCUGGUGAGCCGCCCCAGCACACCCUUCACAGAGGUCUCCAUGAUGAUGUCCCUCACCAAGCUGGCCGACAAGGAACUGGUGCACAUGAUUGGCUGGGCCAAGAAAAUUCCUGGCUUCGUGGAGCUCAGCCUGUUGGACCAAGUGCGGCUCUUGGAGAGCUGCUGGAUGGAGGUGUUGAUGGUGGGACUGAUGUGGCGCUCCAUUGACCACCCCGGCAAGCUCAUCUUCGCCCCAGACCUCGUUCUGGACAGGUCAUCAGAAGACCCUCAUUCGCACGUUUGGCAGAUGAAGAGCGGUGCCCCAAGGGAUGAGGGGAAAUGCGUAGAAGGAAUUCUGGAGAUCUUUGACAUGCUCCUGGCAACAACUUCAAGGUUUCGUGAGUUGAAACUCCAGCACAAAGAGUAUCUCUGUGUCAAGGCCAUGAUACUCCUCAACUCCAGUAUGUACCCUUUGGCCGCAGCGAGCCAGGAGGCGGAGAGCAGCCGGAAGCUGACUCACCUGCUGAAUGCUGUGACUGACGCUCUGGUCUGGGUGAUCGCCAAGAGCGGCAUCUCUUCCCAGCAGCAGUCCGUUCGCCUGGCUAAUCUCUUGAUGAUCCUGUCUCACGUCAGGCACAUCAGUAACAAGGGCAUGGAACAUCUGCUCAGCAUGAAGUGCAAAAAUGUGGUCCCCGUGUAUGACCUGCUGCUGGAGAUGCUGAAUGCUCACACGCUCCGUGGGUAUAAGUCCUCCGUCUCGGGGUCUGAGUGCAGCUCAGCAGAGGACAGAAAGAGCAAAGAGGGCUCCCAGAACCCACAAGCUCAGUGAUGCCUGGCCUGGAGGUGAAAAGGCCCACAUGAGGUCAAAGUCAGAAGCAUGAACUUAAGCAGAUCAGGAGCCUGGCCUUCACCGUAUCUCCACAGAGUGGCCCCUCAUCUGGGUAUGGCUGCCUGUCAUGUUUGGUCCUUCCCUACCUUCCACUUCUCAGGAGUCAGGGUGAGAAAAUCAAGUUUUCCUUGUAUUGGGGGCACAUUUGAAUACAGAGUCCCAUGUUACAUGGCUGUCUAGGAUCUCAAUGUGGUCCCUUUCUUACUUUCCAUCUCCAUUCCCCUCUUUGGGAAAUAUCCUAAAGGUCUUGGAAUGAAUGGUGUAAAUCUGACAUGGAAGUGUUGCAAAUUAGAACAUGACACAUUGAUAGGAAAUGGACUAACCCUUAAUGUGCACUCUGUAGUCCCUUUGGAGUUGGCCUUUGGAUGCUCUCUUCUGGACCAUUUGAUUAUAGGUUCGAAAACCGCAAUGACAAUCAGUUAACUAGUUUCACAUACCUACCUCACAGGCCUGUGAGGACUGAUGUCAUGUUCUGAGGUUCUGUCAAAGACCAAGGGGACAGUGGUUAAACUGGCAUGUGAGCCGUGAUCUUCCUACCAGACUUUAUCGCUCUCUUUGCACACAUCUGUCCCUCAGUAUGCAUUCAUGGAGCCCACUAAUUCUUUUGGUGUGUGCGAUCACUUUCAUGGAGGAUUGUGGCAGAUUUAAAUUUCUCUGCCCUUGGAGUUGGGCCUUCUUGAAACUAUUGUCCCAGUGUGCUUAGCAUGUGUGCUACAGAAAGACCUCAUGUCUGCAGGAAUGGGAUUCUCUUGUGGGUGUAGGUUUUAGCCACAGUUUUUCCCAGGGUGCUGUGAAUGCAGUUUCCAUCUUACAUGGCAGAAGUGGCAGCCAUAAGUGCCACAUCAGCCACCUGGGGCACAUAGGGACACCAUGGGUUAUGGGUGCUUUUCUGUGGAAAGAUGCUACAUACACACACACUAGCAUGUUAGCUCUGGGGCCAUGCUGUCUAGACACCACUCGAACAAGACUUGGCUUGGAAACUCUCCUUAAAAAAGAGAACUAUUUAGGGGUAAGUAUUUAUAGCAAAAAAUAAUCCUUUUAACCCCUGGGGAACUCUCUUAAAAUAUUUUCUUAUCAGAAAAUUUAUAUGGUGGUCUGGGCAAUAUAGAAAUAGGAAAGGAAGACGAAGCACUUCUGAAAUGACAAUUUUAACUCACUUUUUUAAAAAUGGAAAUUUUCAGACCAAUUUUUGGAGGACACAGCCAAUGUGUAAAAUGUAUAACAGUCAUUAUUUUGGAAAUGAGCAGUUAAAUGAUCAUGUUGAUUUUUGUAGUAAUGUUUUUCAAAAGUUCCUUGGAAUAUGGCAGUAAAUACAUUUUCUUUUUGAAAAUAAGUUUACUUUGGCUAGCAUAUCCUGUAUUUACUAUGUCAUUAGGAAGACUAAAUUUAAUGUCAUAAAGGUUAGUUUUUGCUAAGUGAAAAACCUUUAGUUCUUAAUUUUGACCCUGGUGCAAUUUUACUAAAAGUUGAGUUUAGCUGUCUUAGAUACACGUGGACAUUGGACACACCAAGCCUGGUAAUCUGAGGCAGUUUAAAAUUAUUCUCAGUAACCUAAAUGUGACAGGCUUAGAGAAAUUCAGCACAGAAAACAAGCUUGAUUUCAUAAGGAAGCAGAGAAGGUCAGUUUUCUUUCUCUCUGACCAGCCUAAAGUUUCCUACUGUAAACACACAAGGCUUGGCAGUGGGGGCAAAGAAGGCAGCCUUGAAAAGUUAUUUGCCAGUGAAUUCUUCUAUUUUACAGAUUACCAGGCAAGAAAUACAAGAAUAAACAAUAGAAUGGGUUCCAGUCCAUUGCCUAAUUAGUACAUAGCGGAGUGGAUAUUUUAGGUUGAGUUUUUUUUUAAUCUUUAUUUUUAUGUGGUGCUGAGGAUUGAACCAAGUGCUUCACAUGUGCUAGGGAAGCCCUUUACCACCGAGCCACAACCUGGCCCCCUUAGGUGGAGUUUUGACACCUAAAGAAAGUACCAUAUUGGACUCAGGUGGCCAAGUGUCCUUUGUCCCAAGUCCUGUGUUUCCAGGUAAGUGGGCGUUUCCUGUGAUUCUUGUCCAGUGGCCAUUAGUUAUUUUCCACAAAUUCUUCUGUCUGUUUCUCAAGGAUUUAGUCAGGAUGUGAAUCUUUCCAAGUCUUACCUGGGUGUGCUGGCUGCACAGGUUAGCACCUUCUCACCCCAGCGCUCUGACUGGGAUCUGGGGCAACCAGACGAUAGAGAAAACAUACUUGGUACUCAAAGGGCUUGUUUUUCAUUUUGAGUAUCCCAGGGCCCUCUUCCUCUUCAGAUGAAGUGUUUUGAAUAUCUCUGCCCAUCUGAUCCAAAUAUAUCCUAUAAGGAUGGACUUUUUUUAAAUGCUUCAGGCUGCCCUUUUGAUGUGCUGGUCAAAUCCUCUGUGUCCAUUUUAAAGAUAGUAGUUUGUCUAAUUCACAGUGCUUUCUUUGAAAUGCCUUCAUUUUGGGGAUGUCUACUCUUCUUAAAUAGUCUAUGUCCACAUUCCUCUAGGGCAGUUCGAGUUCUCCCAUAGCUAAGCAGGGAUCACAGUGUUUUCCAAGUUCAGUUUUUAAAAGGAAUUAAUUAGAGCAAACAGAACCUGACAAGUAUAAAUAGGAAUUCGAUUAUUGAAUGAAUACAAGACCUAACUACUUUCAACAUAUUUUGGAACCCUGAUCCUCAGCUUUGCCUUGUACUGGUAUCACAGGAUUUCCUUCCUGUUUUAAUUUGUAACUGAUCAUUUAAUGUAAGAAACUUAUUUACAGGAGAUGAGUGAGAUUUGGGCUUAAUUUGAGUAGCUAACAUGGGGUCAUACAGACAAAUGUUAAUGGUCACCAUGGAAUGUCCUUCCCACCCAGAGUUCACUCAGAUUCAGAUAGUGACUGGCUGUCCCUAAAGAGGACCAGGGUGGACAACCUCAGGAGAGCAUUGAUUUUUCACAGUGGGUUUUCUAAGGGAAGUUCCCUCUGUUCUGACUCCCUCUUUUCCAUCCUCAGGGCUGUCACGAACCAAGACCAACUAGAAAAGAUUAAACCCCAGAUAAUCCUGAGAUUUUCUUGAAAAUUUGACAUGAGAACAAAAGACAGAGUUGUCAGCCAAAUAACAGAUUUAGAGAAUUCAGUUAGAACAAAAAAAUCAAUUGCCAACUCCUGGCAAAACUGUACUACAUAUUCAUAUGUACGUGAGCUAAAUGGAAGCAAUUCUAGAAUUUUCUAGCAAGUGAAAAUUGGUGUUGGUUCCUAUUUUCAUCUGCUGAGGGUCUUGAAUAUUUUGAUACUUUUUCUAAUUCAAGAUGAAUCUUCAGUUUCUAGUUCUAUACACACAUACGUACAUAUUUUUUGGUACUGCAGAUUAAGCCCAAGGUUGCUUUACCACUGAUCUACCUGCCUAACCAUUUUAAUUUGGAGAUAGGGCCUCACUAAGUUGCUGAGGCUGGCCUGAAACCUAUGAUCCUCCUGUCUCAACCUCCCAAGUCCCUGGGAUUAUGGGUAUAUGCCACACCUGGCUUAAAACAAAAUAUUUUUAUUAAGAUUGGUACAUUUUUUGCCAGUCACAGUAGUGCAUGCCUGUAAUCCCAGCAGCUGGGGAGGCUGAGGUGGGACAAUCACAAGUUCAAAGCCAGCCUCAGCAAAAGCAAGGUGCAAAGCAACUCAGUGAGACCCUGUCUCUAAAUAAGAUUGGUACAUAUCUUUAAGCUGCCAAAACCCUUUCAAAAAACACAAUAAAGGUUAUGUAAAGUAAGCCUUUAGCACUUACUUACAUUUAAUCUUCAUAAUGAUUACCAUGAUCAUAACUUUCUGGCUGGAAACUAGAGAGUCUAAGCGAACUUGUUCCAGUCCACACAGGGCAAGUAACAGAGCUGAAUAUAGGCAGUCCAAGUCCAGUGCUGGAAGUGAUCAAGCAGUUCAACUAGUUCAAAAACUAUGAAAGGGCUGGGGAUGCUGCUUAGUGGGACACACACACACACACACACGUACACGUGAUAUCUCUAUCUAUCAUCUAUCUAUCUAUCUAUCGGGUCUCUACCACUCACAUAUCUCCAGCCCUAGCCCCAUCCCAAUAAUUUUAAACUGCAGAAUCCAUUUAUCAAAAGCACUCUGACAUGCAUGGCUACUGUGACUUAAGUGGGACUUACUGAUGACACUGUAUACUCCUAAUGCCUACUACAACCCUGUAGACACAGUUAACAGCUUGGAAACCUCUGACACAGAAAGUUCCACCUUUUCUUUUUUUUGGGUAUAUGUGGGUUGGUACUGGGGAUUGAACUCAGGGGCACUCUACCACUGAGCCACAUUCCUGGCCCUCUUUUGUAUUUUAUUUAGAGACAGGGUCUCACUGAGUUGAGGCUGGCUUUGAACUCAUGAUCCUCCUGUCUCAGUCUCCAGAGCUGCUGGGUUUACAAGCAUGUGCCAACAGCACCCAGCUCCAGUUCCAUCAUUUAUACAUGUGUAAAUGAAAUUCCCCAGGGGACAAUGACCUGCUUGAGGUCAUACUUACCAUGGAGCCUGGAAUGAAAUUCCAGUCUGCUUGUCCAGCUAGCAUUAUUGCUGCAGGAUUCUGCUUCUUGAGCUGAAUCUCAGUAGGAUGGAAAGAUGGUUAGUCAGUUAGGGUUGCUUGUGUUGUACCUUCAGAUCCUGCCUUCUCAGCUUGGAUGGGGUCUGCGUGAAUUCUUACAAGUGGCAGCAAUGGCAGGCAGAAAAAAAAAAAAAGAUGUACUAUAUUAUUCCUCUCCUCUUCCUGGGCUCACAGGCCAGAGGGGACCAUCAUCACCACCACUAUCUACCUAUUACUGCUUUCCCCAAAUGUGUCAAAGCUGAGUAUAUUCCUUGGAAAUUUACCCAUGUAGAAGUCUCACAUCUCUUAGGCAUGAAUGCUUUCCUGUAGCUCUUUAUACCAUAGUGUGAAAAUACAGGCUUCUUCAUAGCUCUUGAGCUCACUGGAGUUUUGGCUCCAUGUUUGUGGUCUCUGUGAUACAUAAAUCUAUCAGCCUUUUUGUUGUUCAUGAGUCAAGGAUUUUUUUUUUUUUUUUAAUACUAAGGAUUCUAAUUCACUUAUAGGACCAGCCAGUUGAUGGUGGGUUUCCUCUCUGGGAAGGGCAGAUGUCCAAUGGUGUCUGAAUGUCAUAUGAGUAUUGGUCCUAUAACUAUAUUCUUCAAUGGUCCUGUGUACCUCAGAGUUUGUUGCUUGGCUCUAAUUUGUCAUUUUUGGGGGGUGAUGUUUUGUGCCCUUGAUUUGUUGACUCCCGUUCACAGGCUUUCAAAUGUGGACUUUUCAAGAAAUGAAUGUGUGAUGUUGUGUGGAAGCAGACUUGGAGAUUUGCUUUCCAUUCCUCUGAGAAGCGCUUUUUCCUUACUGUGUCCUUCCAAUGUCUAUGGAACCAUCGCAGAGAAAAGUUCAAUGUGACAUAAAUAAAGUGAUUUCCUAA